CACGCAAACGCGAAAUGGACGAGGUCACCGCUGUUGCGCCGCGUCGAUUCAGUGGACGUAAACCCGAGGCAUCUCGUUCGUGUAGUCAAGAAGGAUGCGACGGAGGAUCUUGUGCAAGUGAAAACAAGCUCGUGAAGCGAAAACCUUCUGCUGCUGCCUUACGCCGCAAGAUUUCCAACCAAAUCCCGGACGAGAUUCAAAACGAUCCUUUGCUUGCCAAGGCCAUGGAGCAGCUUCCUUGGAACUACAACUUUGAAAUUCGCAAGACAAUCUGGAAGAUCAAGCAGGCUGGAGCCAAGCGUGUGGCUCUUCAAUUUCCCGAAGGACUGCUCUUGUACGCGUGCGUGAUCUCGGACAUCCUCGAGCGUUUUGCCGGCGCCACAUCUAUCAUCAUGGGCGAUGUGACGUAUGGCGCAUGCUGCGUGGACGACCUGACGGCAAAGGCACUUGGCGCAGACUUUAUGGUGCAUUACGGUCACAGUUGCCUCGUCCCCAUCGACGUGACCACGAUCAAGAUGUUGUACGUUUUCGUCGACAUCACGAUCGACGUGACCCAUUUGGUCGAGUGCAUGAAGCUCACGUUUCCACCCGAGACCAAGCUAGCGCUGAUGGGGACGAUCCAAUUCGCAACGGCCAUGCACGUUGCGUUGACCGAGCUGAAGGCCCACUUCAAGGACAUUGUUGUGCCGCAAGCCAAGCCACUGUCGCCUGGCGAAGUGCUCGGGUGCACGUCGCCGCAGUUCCCUGAUCGCGAGGCGCUUGUGUUUGUUGCCGACGGCCGCUUCCACCUCGAGUCGGCCAUGAUUGCCAAUCCGUCCGUCAAAGCAUAUCGAUACGACCCGUACCCAAAGAUUCUGUCUUGUGAGAGCUACGACUUGCCUCAAAUGGUGUCCAUUCGAAAGGACGCCGUGGACCGUGCCAAGUCCGCGCAAACGUUUGGCAUCAUCAUGGGCACACUCGGUCGUCAAGGAAGUCCAGUCAUCGUCGACCACAUCACGUCUCUGUUGGAACGCCGUGGCAAGACGCACUUCACCCUUCUCCUGUCGGAAAUCUUCCCCGACAAGCUUGCCAUGUUUCACGAAGUUGACGCGUGGAUUCAAGUGGCAUGCCCUCGGCUCUCGGUCGACUGGGGUUACGCCUUUGCCAAGCCGCUGCUGACGGCGUACGAAGCGGAAGUGUGCUUGGCGGACGAGAAGUGGCAAGACGACUCGUAUCCGAUGGACUUUUAUGCGAAAGGCAGUGGCCCUUGGACAAACUACUAUACGAAAUAGAUUGUGUUCGACUUAAUUGAGUGCGCAGAGUGAUGACUUGAA
This is a messenger RNA of Aphanomyces invadans, 1313 nucleotides long. RefSeq lists its product as hypothetical. Lineage: Eukaryota; Oomycota; Saprolegniomycetes; Saprolegniales; Verrucalvaceae. Gene Ontology annotation, molecular function: 2-(3-amino-3-carboxypropyl)histidine synthase activity. The transcript is spliced from 10 exons. The record is from RefSeq and is a predicted model, not a curated record. The coding region runs from base 15 to 1271 and encodes 418 amino acids. Gene Ontology annotation, biological process: protein histidyl modification to diphthamide.